CUCCACAAGUCAAUCAAACUACACUACCUGCCACUGACCGAUCAUGGCUACUCAUAGCAAUUUGAAGAAUGUGUUGAUUGCAUUUGUUGCUCCACUUCCCUCCAUACUCUUCUACCUCUCUUUCCUUCGCAAUUACCAUGAAAAUCAACAUCCACUUUACAAUUGGUGCUAUAAUCACCCUCUUCUUUUUGCUAAUCUCUUGUUUUUCCUCAAUGUCAAUGUACUCUUCUGGCUCAUUGGUUUUCUCCUCUCUAGCCACUGGAUGAUAGAUUUGUACUGGACAGUGAUUCCAGUAAUGCUGGUGCAUUUCUAUGCAAAUCAUCCAUUGGCACAGUACAAUGUUUGGAGGUCCAAUGUGGUUAUAAUAUUGACUUGGAUUUGGAGUAUAAGGCUUACGCAUAACUACUUCCGGCGUGAGAAUUGGCAGUGGGGACACAGGCAAGAUUGGAGAUUUACAGAUAUGAGCCAUCAGUUUGGCAAAAACUGGUGGUGGAUCUCUUUCUUUGCUGUUUAUCUCUCUCAGCAGGUUUUUCUGAUGGGUAUAUGCCUACCUAUGUAUGUGGUCCACUCCGAAGACAAGCCAUGGAAUAUCUGGGAUUUCAUUGCCGUAUUCAUCUGCUUGUCUGCCAUCAUAAUCGCCUAUUAUGCGGAUACACAGCUCCACGAUUUUGUGAGCAGAAAUCAGAAACUAAAAGAGCUUGGCGAGCCAAUGGUUCCCAAUCUCGACGAAGGCCUCUGGAGGUAUUCACGACAUCCAAAUUAUUUCGGGGAGCAGUUAUGGUGGUGGGGACUCGUCGUAUUUGCCUGGAACUUGGGUCAGUCUUGGACUUUUGUCGGUGCACUGACUAAUAGCAUGUGCCUGGCACAUGUCACUGGGCUUGUUGAGAAUAGGAUGCUUAAGCAAGCCUACAGAGCUGAAGCAUAUAAGCUCUACCAAAGGACUACAUCUGUGUGGAUACCAUGGUUCAAGUCAUCCUCAAAAGGAAAAGAUAAGAAAACUUGAGCCUAUUUUCGAUCUAUUUGAUCUCUUCCCUCAUUAAAUGUCCACGAUAAGAACAAUUGAAUCAGUAAUCUACUGUAUUGUGCUUUGUAAUUAUGUCUCUUGUAUAAUUCAUUUGCCUGCAUUUGUCCCUUGCAAAUCUGCAACCUUCUUAUCAUUUAUCCACUGGUCUUUAAAGCUAGCUAAGAAGAAUUGAGAAAUGUCCCGUUUUGAUUUUA
Nicotiana attenuata is the source of this 1218-nucleotide messenger RNA. RefSeq lists its product as uncharacterized. Gene Ontology annotation, molecular function: oxidoreductase activity, acting on the CH-CH group of donors. NCBI's taxonomy places the organism in Eukaryota, Viridiplantae, Streptophyta, Magnoliopsida, Solanales, Solanaceae. Bases 44 to 1003 code for a protein of 319 amino acids. The record is from RefSeq and is a predicted model, not a curated record. Gene Ontology annotation, biological process: lipid metabolic process. The transcript is spliced from 3 exons. Gene Ontology annotation, cellular component: membrane.